AUGGAUUUGCUUGAAUAUCUACAAUGCGUCGUGUGUAGGGAGUUAAAGCCUAAUCCUCAAGAAACAAAAUGUUGUAACAAACUUUUCUGUUUAGAGUGUUUCCAAAGUUUGACAAACACAAGAGUUUGUUCAAUCUGCCAACAAGAAACUAGCUUCGUUGAAAACACCUUUGCAUCUCAAUUGAUCAACAUUAAGCUCAGCGAUGAUUCCAUGUUCGAAGAUGACUUCAAUAUUAUCAGAACAAAUUUACCACAAACGAUACUCAAUAGGGCCAGUAACUAUUUAUCGCGAAUGACCCCUAAUUCUGAUAGGAAUCGUUCCGAUCCUAAUGCUUUUUACAUCACAAUAUUAAACUUGGAAGAUAGAAGAAUCAAGAUCUUUGUUGAAAAAAGCGAUACAAUCAAAAUCAUCAAGUACAAGUUCGAACAAAAAGAUGGCACGGCUCCUGAACAUCAGCGGUUAAUUUUCCGGGGUAAACAAUUAGAAGACCAUUUAACCAUUUCACAUUACAAAAUCGAGACGGAUAGUGUUAUACAUUUUGUGAAACGUUAUAAUGGAUCGUAG
Molecule: messenger RNA, 564 nt
Organism: Funneliformis mosseae
Lineage: Eukaryota; Fungi; Glomeromycota; Glomeromycetes; Glomerales; Glomeraceae
Source: the annotation of a GenBank genome assembly